UCUAGUUCUUGAGGUUAUCUCAUGGUUACCCCUAAAAGACGCAGUUCGAUGCAAGAUUCUGGACAAAAAUUUCAACAGGUAUGUUUCAAAUCAAAGCUUUGAGCACAAACACUUUGUUCGAUCAAACCAAAAAAUAAGUAACCUUCUUUAUUGCUCGAAUUUGAAUCCUACAAAAUUUAGCCAACUCCAAUUGGAGAAUCCUUACCCUCUGAAUAAUUUGAAGAUUAUGAACAACCCUCCUUUUCUAUUUGCCUCUUGUGGUGGAAUUCUUCUUCUUUACUAUAAACAUAGAAGUUACUUUGUCAUAAACCCUAUUAAAGGAGAAUUCAACUUUGUGCAAGAAGACAAACACGAUGGUUGGGUUGUAGGUUCAGUUGGCUUGGCCGUUGAUUCAAAUACUCAUUCAUAUAGAGUCAGAUUAGUCUUCGUUCAUGUAAGUAAACACAGAAACUGCUUGGAGAAUCAGAUGUGUAGAUUCACAAUAUAUAAUUUUUGUUCAAGCCAGUGGGAAGAAAGAAAUGAAGAAGAUUUUGUUUGCAAAUCAAGUGGGUUUCUGGGCAGAAAUAUUCAACCUGUUUACUUGCAUAAUUCUCUACAUUGGCUUAGAGAAGAUGGAAGUAUUCUUUCUUUCGACGUGGAAAAACGCCGGGCUCGAAUCUUUCAAGGACCUGUUAAGUUAAUCUUUGGUACAAGGUAUGGAUAUGACAUCUGGUUUGGAGGAGUUGGAGAUUCACUUGUCUUUGUUUGCCCUUCAAAAUAUGAAACUGUCAUAUAUGUUUAUGAUCUUGUCCACACUAAGACAUGGAAAAUUUGGCAUAGAAUUGGAAACAUAAGUUUAACAGGUAAAAAUGACUACAAGAAUGGAUUUCCUAUAAUAUUUGAUGGCCAAAGACUGGUUCUUCUUCUGAGGAAUAAAGAUGGAGGAGAUGGAGAAAUUUUCAUGCACAAUAUUUUAGAAAAAUCCUGGGAGAAGAUGGGGAUUGUUUCAGCAACGACAGAAUUUGUUCCUUUCGUUUCAACAUUGGCAAAGAUCAACUCUGGCUAUGUGUUCGAAGAAUUAAGGAACAAUUUCCACUUAAAUUAGUGGAAGCCUUCAUGGGAAG
Messenger RNA from Olea europaea var. sylvestris, 1103 nucleotides. Its product is annotated as putative F-box/kelch-repeat protein At1g20940. Bases 227 to 1084 code for a protein of 285 amino acids. The transcript has a single exon. The record is from RefSeq and is a predicted model, not a curated record. Lineage: Eukaryota; Viridiplantae; Streptophyta; Magnoliopsida; Lamiales; Oleaceae.